Molecule: messenger RNA, 1461 nt
Organism: Brettanomyces bruxellensis
Lineage: Eukaryota; Fungi; Ascomycota; Pichiomycetes; Pichiales; Pichiaceae
Exons: 1
Coding region: 1-1461 (486 amino acids)
Biological process (GO): UDP-N-acetylglucosamine biosynthetic process
Molecular function (GO): UDP-N-acetylglucosamine diphosphorylase activity
Source: RefSeq, a predicted model, not a curated record
AUGACGGAAUCGUUUUUGAAAUACAAAUAUGAAAAAGCUGGACAAGGCCACUUGUUUAAAUAUUGGGACACCCUCUCCGAAGAUGAACGUCAAAGUUUUGCAUCCCAGCUUUCUACCAUCCAGGACCCGGCUGCCUUUUUGAGUGAUGUUCAAGAGGCAAUAAAGUACAGCUCUUCGUUGGCGGAAUCAAAGAUUUAUAAACCAUUACCCACCUCAAUAUGUUGUUCAUCUACCAUAGAUGAAUCGAAGAAAACAUUGUCUAUAUGGUAUCAUGAGGGUUUGAAGCUCAUCUCUCAGAGUAAAGUGGGUAUCAUUUUGAUGGCUGGUGGACAAGGAACUAGAUUGGGAUCUUCAGCGCCCAAAGGAAUGUAUAAUGUUGGUCUUCCCUCUGGUAAAUCCUUAUUCCAGCUACAAUGUGAACGAAUUCUAAAACUACGGCAGUUAGCAUCGGAAGAGUUCAGUGUCCCUUCUCAUAAUGUUCAUCUUCCACUAUAUAUUAUGACUUCCAAACCCACCCGGGCUGCAACCGAAAUGUUCUUCACAAAACAUCACAAUUUUGGUUUGGAACCGAAUGAUGUCAUUUUUUUCAAUCAAGGAAUAUUGCCCGCAGUUAGCAUGGAUGGUAAGCAAUUUCUUUUGGGAUCUAAGAAUAGUAUCGUUGAAAGUCCUGACGGAAAUGGUGGAUUAUACAAAGCUCUUCAUGACAAUAAGAUUUUGGAUGAUUUUCAUAAACGGUCAAUCGAGCAUAUUCAUGCAUACUGUGUUGAUAACAUUCUUGUCAAAGUUGCAGAUCCGGUUUUCAUUGGGUAUUCUGCUAUAAACAAGUAUGAUAUUGCUACUAAGGUUGUUAGAAAACAGGAUCCAUCAGAAAAGGUGGGUUUAAUCGUCCUUGAUGCCAAUACAAAUGCACCAUGCGUGAUAGAGUAUUCAGAAAUUAGCAAAGAAUUGAGUGAAAUGAAAGACCCACAUGAUCCUAAUCUUUUGAUGUUUAGAGCCGCUAACAUUGUUAAUCACUACUACAAUGUCAAGUUUCUGUCCGAAAUGAUCCCUAAAUGGAUAUCUUCGAGGAAGUACCUUCCGUAUCACAUAGCUAAAAAGAAGAUCAAGUAUUUUGAUUAUGUGACAGGUGUAACAAAGAACCCUGAAACACCAAAUGGUGUAAAAAUGGAGCAAUUCAUUUUUGACGUCUUUCCGUCUGUUAAGCUAAGCAGGUUCGGGUGCUUAGAAGUUCAAAGAUCUGAUGAGUUUUCUCCCCUAAAAAAUGCUCCAGGAUCGGGAUCCAGUUGUCCUGAAACUUGUAGGUUGGAAUUUUUGAAGAGGAGCACAAAUUGGCUUCUCAAAUGGGGAGCCCAAGUUGAUCAUAAGGACACAUUAGUUGAGGUGGAUCCUUCGACUAGUUAUGAUGGUGAGGGCCUACAGUUUGUGAAAGGAAAGUUAUACCAUGAUGGAGAUAUUUUAUGA